Messenger RNA from Cinara cedri, 1449 nucleotides. The record is from the annotation of a GenBank genome assembly. Lineage: Eukaryota; Metazoa; Arthropoda; Insecta; Hemiptera; Aphididae.
AUGACCAACGAACCAGUCGAAGACGACGAUAAUGAAGUGGAAAUAUACAUGGAUACAUGUAAAUUAAUAUGAUGGUAUAGGUAUUUCUACGGGAUGAUUCAGAAGGCAUAAGGCAUAUACAAGAACCUUUUGUAACAGUUUUUGCCGUCCGAAAAUAUAAAAAUGUUUUAAAAUAAAUGACAAAAAUAUAGUUAGGUACGCUCAAUAAUUGAUAAUAAAAAUUGACACUUCUUUCCAGUGGUAUAACUAGGAUAGUGAUUUAGGUAAUAAAUCACCCCCAGACCUUUAUUUUUUUUUACUUGUUUUAUAAUUUAUAAUGUAAAAAUUUAUUGAGCAAAUGUCCUGUAAAUUUUUGCUUACAUGUUUCAUCUAUAGAUAAUAGUAUAAUCAUUACGAAUUAAGUAAAUUUUAGAUAUAUUGUGAUACAAAUUAUAUAUAAUUAUAGUUUCUCGAUUCUUCGGUUUGAGAUUAUCCAGUGAAAUCUGAUAACGUAUUACAAUAUAGUAUUAAUAUAAUACAUAAUAUAGUAUUCCAUGUUUCCAUAAUACAGUUUAUAAAACAAUCAAAAAAUAUCUGCGGAUGCAAUUUGCUUUUAGUGAUAGAUACACUGAUAAGAUGUAAUCAGGGGUUUAAUCUGUGAUUUCAAAUUAAUUUUGUGCCUUUGAAAUUUGAAAUUUUGUAGUUUUUUAUUGAUUUUUUAAUUUUUACUAAGAACGUCAACAUCAAAUAUUAAAAAUUACUCUUCGGUGAUUCCAUGUAGUAAUAACAAAAAAAAAGAAAUAGAAAUAGAUAUAAACUAAGUGAUCGGAAGUGAAAAAUUCCCAGUAUUUUUUAAAUGUUCACUGUUUUGUUUCCAAGCAGUGCUCAAAAUUUAAUUUUUUUUUUUAUUAUUAUAAAUUAUAAUUCUGUUUCUAUUAAAAAAAUAAAAAUAAGUAAAUAAACAUUUCGUUUUUAUUUAUUUUUCAUAAACCGUGCCAUAUUGCCUUUAACAAAAUUGUUAUUGAUACUUAGGUUUUAUGCAUUAGGGACAAUUUUACUUGCUGCUGUGGACUUUGUAGAUGUUAGUAAAACUUCAGUCUGUAAUAUAGUUAGAACAUUUACUGAAGCUAUAGCUUCCUUAAGACCACUCUAUAUUAAAAUGUCAGAGAAUCAUUGUAAUAUUCAGGAAACUAGAUUGAAAUUUUACAAUAUCGCACGAUUUCCAAGAAUUAUAGUUGCUAUUGAUUAUACUCACGUCAAACUUCAGUCACCUGGUAAUUUACUGAACUACUUCAUAGUUGAUUCAUUAUUUAAUUUUUAAAUUAAAUUAAAUGAAGUUACUUACUUAUAUUUAUAAUUUUAGGAGGAAAUAUAGCAGAAGUGUACAGAAAUAGGAAAGGUUAUUUUUCAUUAAAUGUCCAAGUAGUUGGAGGAUCUUCACUUGAGAUUCUUGAUAUAGUUGCUAGAUAG